Molecule: messenger RNA, 658 nt
Organism: Actinia tenebrosa (Australian red waratah sea anemone)
Lineage: Eukaryota; Metazoa; Cnidaria; Anthozoa; Actiniaria; Actiniidae
Source: RefSeq, a predicted model, not a curated record
CCCAAAGUAGCGGAAGGUGUGACAACCAAAAUCCACCUUAAGCGCCAGAAAGCCAAAAGUCACUACGACAGACAUGUAAAGGUCCUACCAGACCUAGAAAUAGGCCAAGAGGUAAGAGUAGCGCCAAACCAGAGAGGCAAGCCCUGGGAAGUMGGGAACUGUAAAGAGAAACUCUCAGACAGGUCAUACCUAGUUGAGUCGAACGGAGAGCUACUUCGCCGAAACAGACAGCUUUUAAAGCCCGUCGACGAAGCACCGAAAGAACCAGCUAGUGACACACAAGCAUCACCAGAGGCAGACAGUGCAAGGACACCUCAAGUUCUACCUGCGUCAGAACCCGCGGUCAAUCCACCUGUACUACGAAGAAGUCAGAGAGUGGUUAAGAAACCUGAUCGGUUUACUUGACUACCGAACAUUUAUAGGACAUUGAUUUUUGUUACAGUUGAGCUUUAAUAUCCAUAUGAUCAUUUCGUAGUUUAGUCAGCCAUUUUGUUUGGUCAUUUAUUUUUUAAAUCUUUAAAAUCUUUCUAUAUCAUCCCAGCCAUGUAUUUCAAACAUUAUAAAAGGGGAGAUGUUACAAUAUUAGCUUACGCAGUUGUAAUUGGAUACUUAGAGAAGUGAUUGUUUGAUUAAAGAGGCAUAACUAUUUCCCCACCAA